Rana temporaria (common frog) is the source of this 2068-nucleotide messenger RNA. RefSeq names its product poly(A) binding protein interacting protein 2B (gene PAIP2B). Gene Ontology annotation, biological process: negative regulation of translational initiation. The transcript is spliced from 4 exons. Lineage: Eukaryota; Metazoa; Chordata; Amphibia; Anura; Ranidae. Gene Ontology annotation, cellular component: cytoplasm. Bases 244 to 621 code for a protein of 125 amino acids. The record is from RefSeq and is a predicted model, not a curated record. Gene Ontology annotation, molecular function: mRNA regulatory element binding translation repressor activity.
CCGACGGUGCCCUCGCCUCCCUGACGUGGGUGAGAAAGGGGCGGGGAAACGGAGGCGCUCGCGAGGCUCACACAUAGACGGAGAGAGCGGGAAGGGUGCGCGCAUCGGCCGUCCGGUGUCACGAGCAGAGCGGAGGGUGACCGAGCAGAAGAGCGGACAGGAGGGAGAAGGAGGAGAAGAGCAACGAGCCCGGAGGACACAGGAGACACAGCCAGGCCCCGGGGCAGCCAGCAGAUAACUGCCAUGAUGAACGGUUCAAAUCUUGGGAAUUCCAUGUCCAACAACAAGUCCAAGGAUGAGCAGGUGGUAAAUGGACACGACGAAAAUGAAAACAACCCCUUCGCAGAGUACAUGUGGAUGGAGAAUGAAGAGGACUUCAACAGACAGGUGGAAGAGGAGCUGCAGGAGCAGGAGUUUCUAGACCGCUGCUUCCAGGAAAUGUUGGACGAGGAAGACCAAGACUGGUUCAUCCCUUCCCGAGACUUGCCGCAGGGUGUUGGGCAGUUGCAGCAGCAGUUAAAUGGUCUCUCAGUCAAUGACACUCAUAGUACAGAGGACAUCUUGAGCAAAAGUACCCUGAACCCCGACGCAAAGGAAUUUGUCCCAGGAGUGAAGUAUUGAACAUUGCAGGCGACUUUUUAAAAACAAAACAGAAAAAACAAAUAAAAAAAAAAUUACACAAAAAGACUGUUCCUUAUACCUUCAGGAUAAAGCUGCACAAAAAAAAGAGGGGAAUAUUUGGGGAGGUGGUUAAUAAGCGAUGCUUUAACUCGACACUGUGACUCGAGUACCUUUAAAUAUGGGAUUCUGUUUUUCUUCAGGCGUUUAAAAGCCGUUCCCUCCCCCCAUUUACAGCAUAGGAUUCGGUGGUAUGCUUGUCGGACUUAUUUUUUUAUUUUUUCUUUAAAAUACGGGGGUUCCGUUUUCAUCAGAAGGCCACCUGCUGUUGUAUUUAAAGCGAAAACAACAUGGAAGAAUCGUAAUUAAAAUCAUCCUUUUUUUUUUUUUUCCCACCAUCCUCUGACAGUCAUCCGUUUUCAUUGACCAUUCACAGGAAGAUGUGAUUUGUAGCUUCCAGCAUGAAGAUGGUUUACCUGAAUUCCAACACUUGUGAUUUUUAGGGGACAUUUAACAUUUGUUGUCAUUUCAGUGCCAUUCAGAGGGCAAAUACACAGCUUAAAGGGUUGUCUUAUUAUUCAUUUUUUUUUUUUUUGUCUGGACUUGGUCCAAGUCUGUGUUUAGCUUUACUCAGGAGAGCAGACCCCUGAUGGUCCUCCAGCCUGGAGAGCCAUUGGAUUUUUUUUUUCAGUGUUCAGUUUAAAAGGCGCCAUCUUUUACCCGGACUUCACCGUCGACAGCUUGUACCUCGGACUUGAGAUUUUCUUGCAAAUACAAAAAACAAAAAAACAAUCAAGCCUGUAUACCCAUUGUAAUUAUGCUGCAGUUGAAUUACCGGCCUUGACUUCUCAUAUUAGUGUGAUUUAGUAUGACACUAACACUAAGCUACGUAUCGUGGCUGACGGUAAGUGAUGUUACAAAGGGGGUACAGUCGCGUCCCCUUCAAACAUGCCAUGGCUGCGCCAUAUUAGAAAUCAGUAUGAGACUUUUCUAUAGUCCGUUACUGCCGCCAAACCAUAACUUUGGUUUGUCUGAUCUUAAAUUAAAAAAACGCUACAGAGUAAGGUUGAGCUUAACUGCGCAAGACCUUGCAGUUCCUCCAGAACAGAAGACCCCCCUACCAUGGUGUGGCUGCUCAACCCUGCUGUAGUCUAAGCUUUUUUCUUUUUUUUUUUUUUUUUUCUCCACAAGCCAGGCGCUAUGGUCCAUCGUCACUUGUAAAAACAUGGCAAACGGGGAUUUUGGAAAUGCAACCCCCGAUUUGCCCACAUGGCAUGCACCUCCAUCUUGCAUUGAUCCGUAAUGUGCUCGGUGGGUAGAAAGAGAGAAACAAAAUAAGCUACGUUUUAAAAAAAACUGCCUCUACAGUUGUAUUGUUUUUAUGAAGUGAUAUGGCCACACACACACAAAAAAGAAAAAAAAAAUCAAAUAAAUCAGCCUGAUCAUUGUA